GAGCGUGCGACUUGCAAUCCAGAGGUCGCGGGUUCAAACCUCAUAUCAAUGAGUUUUUCGGAACAUCGUGAGGAAACCGGACUAAUCCCAAUAUGGCCUAGUUUACCCUCUGGGUUGGAAGGUCAGAUGGCAGUCGCAUUCGUAAAUACUCGGGAUUGGUUGCCAAGAGGUGACGACCAGUUUGGCCUAGUGGGUAGUGACCAUGCCUACGAAGCUGAUGGUCCCGGGUUCAAAUACUGGUAAGGGCAAUUAUUCGUGUGAUGAGCAUGGAUAUUUGUUCCUGAGUCAUGGGUGUUUUCUAUGUAUUUAAGUAUUUCUUCUUCUUCUUCUUUCUUCUUUAGCCCUUCUCUACCCUUUGGGUGUAGGCCUCCUUCAUUUUAUGCCACUCGUCACGGUUCUGUGCGACCUGGAGCCACUUCUUCCCCGCAGUCCUUUUGAUGUCGUCGUCCCAACGCAUCUGGGGUCUACUUUGAGGACGUUCCUCCCCCCAUGGUCGCCACUCCAAUAGACGUUUGCUCCACGAAUCGGUUUUUCGUGCUAUAUGACCGGCCCAUUCCCACUUCAGUCUGGCUACGCGUUUUACAACAUCGGUGACCUUGCUCUUCUGUCGCAGCCACUCAUUCGUUUUACGGUCUCUCAAUGUGGUCCCAACUAGUUUUCUCUCUAUCGCCCGUUGGACAACGCUUAACUUAUGUAGUAUGUCCUUGGUGAAGACCCAGGUUUCGGCUCCAUAAGUUUAUAUUUAUAUAUUAUAGUUUUAUUCCAUUUAAGUAUUUAUAAAUAUAUAUAUUAUAUAUAUCGUUGUCUAAGUACCCCCAACACAAGCCUUAAUGAGCUUACUGUGGGACUUAGUCAAUUUGUGUAAUAAUGUCCUAUAAUAUUUAAAUUUAAUAUAAUAAUAUUUAUUUAAAGCGGACUCUAGGCUCCCAUGAACCGUGGCAAUAUGCCGGGACAACGCGAGGAAGAAUAUUUAUUAUUUAUUUAUAAUAAGCUCCCUUCCAGCUACCUCCUUCUCCGACACAUGAAAACCCACUCAGAAGACCGGCCGUACAAGUGCAAGGUGUGCGAGCGGGGCUUCAAGACCAUGGCCUCUCUGCAGAACCACGUCAACAUGCACAACGGGGUCAAACCACACGUCUGCAAGUACUGCAACAGUCCCUUCACCACCUCAGGCGAGCUGGUACGCCACGUCCGCUACCGGCACACGCACGAGAAGCCGCACAAGUGCACAGAGUGCGACUACGCGUCGGUCGAGUUGUCCAAGCUGAGGCGACACGUGCGGUGUCACACUGGCGAGCGACCCUACCAGUGCCCGGACUGCACAUACGCCUCCCCAGACACGUUCAAGUUGAAGCGACAUCUGCGCACACAUACUGGAGAAAAGCCCUACAAGUGCGACAGCUGCAACAUGUGCUUCACGCAGUCCAACUCGCUCAAGGCCCACAAGCUCAUACACAACGUGGCAGAAAAACCCGUGUACCGAUGCGAGCUGUGCCCAGCCAAGUGCGGACGUAAAACUGACCUCCGGAUCCACAUACAGAAGCUGCACACCUCGGACAAGCCCCUCAAGUGCAAGCGGUGCGGGAAAACGUUCCCCGACCGCUACUCCUGCAAGCUACACAAUAAGACUCACGAAGGGGAGAAGUGUUUCAAGUGCGACCUGUGCCCGUACGCGUCGACCAUGCUGCGCCACCUCAAGUCGCACAUGCUCAAGCACACCGACGAGAAGCCCUUCGUGUGCACCGAGUGCGACCAGAGCUUCCGUCAGAAGCAAUUGCUGCGGCGGCACCAGAAUCUGUACCACAACCCGGACUAUGUGCCCAAGCCGCCCAAGGAGAAGACUCACGCCUGCCACGAGUGUAAACGCACUUUUGCGCACAAGGGCAACCUGAUCCGACACUUGGCGAUCCACGACCCGGACUCGGGGCACACCGAGCGCGCCCUCGCGCUCAAGAUCGGCCGCCAGCGCAAGAUCAAGUACAUGCAGCCGCGCGCGCAGGAGGAACCAAACGACUCGGACGACAACAACAUGGUGAAGCUCGGUCUGACGUCGAACGAGCUGCGCCGAGGCGAGCUGGUGACCGUGGCCGACGGCGACGGGCAGCAGUACGUGGUGCUGGAGGUCAUCCAGCUGGAGGACGGCACCGAGCAGCAUGUGGCCGUCGUGGCGCCCGAGUACAUCGAGUGCGAGGAGCCAGAAGAAGAGGAGGAUGACCAAGAACAGGAGUCAGUAGCCAGCGGUGCCGAGGAGGUCCGGCACAAGGAGAUGGAGACCGUCAUGGAGAAGAGCAUCAAGCUCGAGAAGGACGUCACCACCUGCUUCGGUUUCGAUGAAGACGACGAAGGUGACAACAACGAAGACUACGAGAUGCUCGAAGCCCGAGGCUAAUCCUGAAUACGAGUGACGUGAGAACCUUACUCAGUGACGGCAGAGACGUCUGCAACCGCACUAACUAUUACAGUGAAUAAGGACCGUACAUGAACUGUAGGAGGCAGCACAGGAGCUGUCAAAUUUUUGGUGCGAAGCGUAAAUGUGAUGUUUAUUGUUCCGAUGUAGCCCACAAGAUGGCAGAACCUACUAUGCACAAGAAAACACGUGACGUGUAAAUGUACAUGUUUAUGGUUCCGAUUCAGGCCACAAGAUGGCAGACCUCCACACACACGCUAAUAAGUUAAUUACAUACAUUGUAUCAAAGACAAUUUGAAAUAGUGGUAGAUUGUCAAAGAAAACUUUGUAGCCACAGUAAAUUUACUGCCAUCUUUCGACAUGUGGUUGUAACUAUUGCAACGCCAUUUGACUUUGAUCAUUAUUCUUUCACUGUUUGUUGAAUAUCAAAAAGUGGCGCCAUCUUACCGGGUGGCUUGGAUCUAUUAGAUGGCGCCACUUUGAUAUUUAACAAAUUUAACACAUUUUUUUUAUACCACGUCGGUAGCAAACAAGCAUACGGCCCGCCUGAUGGUAAGCAGUCACCGUAGCCUAUGGACGCCUGCAACACCAGAGUGUAGUACAUGCGCGUUGCCGACCCUUUAAAAACCUGUACACUCCUUUUUUGAAGAACCCCCUGUAGACCCUCGGGAAAACCCCGGCAGGGAGCUUAUUCCACAGCCGGAGCGUAUCAGUGAAAGAAUAAGGAUCAAAGUCAAAAGGCGUCCUAAAUGUUUUAACCUUUUGACCGCCAAAGACGUCAUAUGACGCGCGCGGCUACAGCCCAAUAUCAACCUUCAUGCGUGGCCACAAGGUUCACGAUUACGUGCCGCGUGCGAUAGGCGUGGCGUUCAAAAGGUUAAUCAUGUGUCGUAAGAUGGCAGUAAAUUUACUGUGGCUACAAAGUUUUCUUUGACAAUCCACUUCUAUUUCAAAUUCUGCAGAGGAGUUAAGACGCUACUUUGUUGUUAAGUGUGUGAAGAUUUUUUUGAACACAUGGCCCACUUACACAUACUGUGAUUGCGCUGCGGGGUGAUUUGGAAUAAGAAAUAAGUGCUUCAUACAUUUAGUUUAAUACGAUGUCAUUUUUUACCAUGACACUUGGCUGACGUUCACUUUAUUUCGCUUUUAGGGAAAAUGGUUCCGUACAAUUUUAAUAGACUAUGGAUAUACUAUAAAAAAAAAGCCAUCAAAAAGUCGCCAUCAGAUAUAUCGGAGCGGCCAAAGUGUUCACGAAUAUCUGAACACACUCAAAAGUGUUUAAGCUUCAGUUGUCAUUGUCCUUCCGAAAAUUGAAACUGAAUAUUGUCUUUAAUUUUUUCGAUAUAAAGUCGAUUUUUGGCAUAUUAAAUUCCACACAGACACUUGAGCCAUCGUUUCGGCAUAUUUCAAAUAUUUGAACACCCGGAUGAUAGACUCUUCUCAUUAUGCACAAUAAGCCAAAGUCCAAAAUUAGUCUAAGAGGGUGAAUCAACUUUUUUUGGUUUGUUAUCCUGUCCCGUUGUCCAAGGGACAACAGUGGCACAGUUUGUUUGAAGAGAAGUUGUAUGCCGUUCUAUUAACAUGCUUAGUAGGGGGCCCAUUAUGGACAUUGGUUAUAACGACCACAAAAACUCAAGUUUGAUACAUUUAAGUACCAUAAAAUCAGUAUUUCAAUGAACUUUUGUCCCCUGGACAACUAAUCGUAACCAUGGCAACGAAUGACACUAAAAAGUUGAUUCUCCCAAGAACGAAACGGAGCCUGGUAAAGGGUUGAAGAGGCCCGAAGUUGACAGCAUCUCAGUAAUAGAGGCUAAUACAAUAUAAAAUUCAAGAAAAACAAGUUAGCAAAAAAGCUCUUUAAUACACAGUCUCGGUAAAAGAGGUAAAAACACUGUCUCAGUUAUAGAGGUUUUGACGAAAAAAUCGACAGGACUCAUCUCAGAUACAGAAAUCUCUUUUGUACCACUAACAGAGGUAAUUGGGUACUUGACACAUGUUGAAUAUUAUAACAAAAUUUAGUUAAAUGCAUAGAAAAUGAGCCAUCCAUUAUAAAAAAGUGGCAUUAAAAAAAAUAUAUUGAGAUUAUAAAAAUAUACAAGGCUCCGAAGUCUCAAACAAAAAAAAAUUUUUUUGUCUUUCAAAAAUAGAAAAGAAAAUGGUACCAUUCGAUUCCUUACAUUUUAUUGAAAAAUAAAUUUUAUGACAAGUGUAUAGUUGUAUAAACGCAAUAUUUCAGGGUCAAAAUGGCAAUUUCGUUGAUCUUCCAUACAUUUAGGGCAGACUUAUAUAAUGUGACGUCACAUCACCUUAUCAUUUUGUUAGAGGCGUUUCAAUCGUCGAGUGCGAGCGUCAGACUUUAACUCUCAUUUCUGACCUUUGUGUUGCUUAAAUGCCAUGAGUCCUAUAUAGACAUUUGAUCCUCAGGAAAAAGUAGCCAAUUCAGUGGUAAAGUCUCGGGACAGCAGCAUGCGUUCCAGUUAUAGAGUUUUCUCACUUACCCAGGUCCCACUUAACCAAGUUCCACUGUAUAAUAUAUGCUGUCAAUAUAGUUGCAUCUUAUAUCUGUCAUAUAUGGCUUCGACCCCACCCAAAUAUUUUAAAUCGAAAAUUAUUCGAUAUCCGACGUCGGUGCGCCGAAGCGUGCUCCCGAUGACGCUACUCGGUACGGAGUGAAACAUAAUGGCGAGCAAUUUUCGACUAUAGUAUCGUGUUCAGAUAUUUUUGAGCACCUUCCCCGCCCAGAUAUAUAAUGGCGAGCGUACGUUUAGAAAAGUUUGAAAGCCGUUACCCCGUGGACAUUUGAAUCUAUUAAUUCGAAAAGAACCAAUGUCCAUAUGAAUUUUAUACUAAAUGGUGCUUUUCGUAUUAAUCGAUUAAACUUAAUUGUAUUUAAUUGUGUACAUUAUGUUGUAUUUUUAAUAAUUAGAUAACACGAAGUUCCCAUUUGAUUAAUUUUAGCUAUUUAUGUAUAAGUGCGAGUUGUCUACUCUUUGUUAUUAUGAGUGUGAUAUAGCAGAGUUUUAAAUAUUGACCUUAAUGUAUUCUAUAUGAAUUCAAUAUUUUUAAUUAUUCGUGCGAUGAAUAGAGAUAAGUUUAAUAUAGAAUAAUGGUUUUUAUUUUAGACCUAUGCGUACUAAGUAUUGAAAUCAUUAACAUGAUUUUGACUACGCUUGCCGCAACACAGCAGCGAGUCGAGUCAUAACUCCAUUUCUUUCACUCUUGGUUGGUUUUAACAAGGGUAAAGGAGAUAGCAUUAUGAUCUUAGUCGCCAGUUAUGCGGCAAGCAUAAACCCAAAGUAUACGUAACAUACAGAUGAACGAUCUCAACUUAUUCGAGCAAGUAGGGCUCGAAAACCGGUUAAAUUUCUAAACCGUUACCAUGUACUUGAAGCAAAAUCUUUUGAUUUCGGUUCAGCUCGAAAUACCGUUAUUUUUAAACCAAUUUUUAUUAGAACAGUUUGUGUUAAAUUAACCGGUUUAGUACAAUAAAAACCGGUUUCUACCUAUGUUGGUGUUUGUUUACGUGGUACACCACAAAGCUGGCCGUAUCGUCGCUCGUCGAAUAAACCGUUUUUUUAGGUUACAAUAAGGUUCUUUAAACUUUCGCGUUCUUAUAAAAGUUCGGAGGAAAACCGAAAUAAACCGGUAUUCACCGGUAUUUUAUAAACCGGUGCCUAGCCUUGCUGGCAACCGAUAUUGAAUAACCCGUUAACGUGCAGUAGGUUCAGAAAGCGGAUUUUAAAACGUACAACUUUUAUUGAUCCCAAUACGACUGCCAUAAAUUUAAUUAGCAAUGUUGAGGCCUUUCAAGCUGCAGAGUUAGCUUGGUCUGACUAUAUCUCAAUGAAACAGUUCUUUAACCGGAAAACGGAAACGAAGUCGAUUUUGUUCUCAGAUGAGUGAACGAAAACGGUUUAAAAAAUAAAACGGUUUCCGAGACCCGCAAGCAAGAAUGGAAAAUGGAAUAGUUAGGCCGCUUAUUCGGUGUUAUUUAAAAGUCCGUUAUUUUUAAGAGUGCAUUCCUGAGCUUAAUUUAAGUAACUUUUUGAAAGAAACCGGUAUUCAUUUUUUUACAUGUUUUUAUUUUAUAUGUUUUGAAGUUCGCAGUGCCUUGGUAGUAAUGUUGUAAUGCUGCGUAACUAAUUUGAAUAAUAAAAAAAAUCUAUUUUACUCCGUUUUGGACAUCAAUGAUUUAUUUUUAUCUGAGAAGGCCCAGGAGCGUGUACACUUGCCUUAGGGCCUGGUUACAUAUUGAUUAGUAUAGUAUACAUUUGCUAAUAAAUGCAAGUACGAGAUAGUACUCUGAAAAUAUCGAUACGGACAAAGUGCCAAAAAUAUGUAUACACUACCCUAAUAUAUAUGUAUGGUUAUAAUAAGAUGGUGUAUACAUAUUUUUGGCGCUUCGAUCGUGUCGAUGUUUUCAGACGUGAAUGUACGAUCGAUAUUCGAAAUGUCAUAAUUUUUGAUCGUUUGGAGGAUUGCAAUAUAAUAUCUGUGUUAAAACGCUAUGAAUUACUUUUUAUGAACAAUAAAUUUAAAAAAAAUAAUAUUAAUUAUGCCAUUUCUUUUCUUUAUUUAGCCAUACCCCGGAGUUGACGGAGUUAAAAAAAAACACCGCGUUUACGUCCGUUUUUACCGAGAAAAUUUUCUUUUUAGACAUAGAGAAAUAAGUAAUCUUAGAGUGUUCACUUCAUAUAUAGUUAAAAACCUUGUAAAAAAUUAGUUUUAUAGCUUUUUUUAUUAUUUAUGGCAUAGAGAAAUAAGCAAACAGAGUGCUCUCUCCAUACAUCAGUUACC
Cydia pomonella (codling moth) is the source of this 7204-nucleotide messenger RNA. Its product is annotated as transcriptional repressor CTCF-like. NCBI's taxonomy places the organism in Eukaryota, Metazoa, Arthropoda, Insecta, Lepidoptera, Tortricidae. Gene Ontology annotation, biological process: regulation of transcription by RNA polymerase II. Gene Ontology annotation, molecular function: DNA-binding transcription factor activity; RNA polymerase II cis-regulatory region sequence-specific DNA binding. The coding region runs from base 929 to 2389 and encodes 486 amino acids. The transcript is spliced from 11 exons. The record is from RefSeq and is a predicted model, not a curated record.